AUGGGUUGGAUUCCAUGUUCGGGAAAUUCAGGAACCAAGAAGAAGAUUGUGAAGAUGGAAGUUGAAGACAGUGUUGCUCCUCAGAUUAAACCUACCCCAGGGAAAUUGAAGAGGAAUUCAUCGACAAAUUCCAAGGAUAAAUCUAAAAACGGGAGCGCCCAACACAUUGCAGCACAGACUUUCUCGUUUCGCGAGUUGGCGUCUGCAACUAGAAAUUUUAAAGCGGAAUGUCUUUUAGGAGAGGGAGGCUUUGGUAGAGUAUACAAAGGGCAUAUGGAAAGUAUCAACCAGGUUGUCGCAAUCAAGCAACUUGACCGAAACGGACUCCAAGGGAAUCGCGAAUUCCUUGUUGAAGUAUUGAUGUUAAGUCUACUUCACCAUCCUAACCUUGUCAACCUUCUUGGUUAUUGUGCUGAUGGAGAUCAAAGGCUUCUAGUUUACGAAUUCAUGUCGUUAGGAUCCUUGGAAGACCACUUGCAUGAUAUAUCUCCGGGGAAGAAACGACUUGAUUGGAACACGCGAAUGAAAAUAGCUGCUGGGGCAGCAAAGGGGUUGGAAUAUCUACACGACAAAGCUAAUCCUCCGGUUAUAUACCGAGAUUUGAAGUGCUCCAACAUUUUGCUUGGCGAAGAGUAUCACCCAAAGUUGUCUGAUUUUGGUUUGGCGAAACUUGGCCCGGUCGGAGAAAACACCCAUGUAUCGACAAGGGUUAUGGGAACCUAUGGAUAUUGUGCUCCAGAGUAUGCAAUGACGGGGCAACUCACUCUCAAAUCAGAUGUUUAUAGUUUCGGUGUAGUUCUUCUAGAAAUAAUCACAGGAAGAAAAGCCAUCGACUACUCAAAAUCCACGGCAGAGCAGAAUCUUGUCGCAUGGGCUAGACCAUUGUUCAAAGACCGAAAGAAAUUUUCGCAAAUGGCUGAUCCUACGCUUCAAGGUCAGUAUCCUUCAAGAGGGCUAUACCAGGCUCUUGCUGUUGCAGCAAUGUGUGUUCAAGAACAAGCUAAUAUGCGUCCGGUUAUAGCUGAUGUUGUCACUGCUUUAUCUUACCUCGCUUCACAAAGAUACAAUCACAAUACACAGACAGUCCAAAACUCGCGCCACGCUCCUCGUACUCCUUCUAGAACCAGAAGAGGACAAUGA
Messenger RNA from Lathyrus sativus (Indian pea), 1140 nucleotides. Lineage: Eukaryota; Viridiplantae; Streptophyta; Magnoliopsida; Fabales; Fabaceae. The record is from the annotation of a GenBank genome assembly.